AUGCUUACCGAGGAUAUGCCGGCUGGAAAGCCAGUUCAAUUGGCUGCUGCCAGCUCCGAGGCUUGGCCCUUGACACAAGCGCAGAUGGUGGUCGUCGCUGAGGGACCGGCAUUGCGCGCGGGUUGA
Messenger RNA from Sclerotinia sclerotiorum 1980 UF-70, 126 nucleotides. RefSeq lists its product with no specific name. The transcript has 3 exons. The record is from RefSeq and is a predicted model, not a curated record. Bases 1 to 126 code for a protein of 41 amino acids. Lineage: Eukaryota; Fungi; Ascomycota; Leotiomycetes; Helotiales; Sclerotiniaceae.